Messenger RNA from Chiloscyllium plagiosum (whitespotted bambooshark), 5471 nucleotides. Lineage: Eukaryota; Metazoa; Chordata; Chondrichthyes; Orectolobiformes; Hemiscylliidae. The record is from RefSeq and is a predicted model, not a curated record.
UAAUAAUUCCCCCCCCCCCCCCCUUCUCGGUUGCUUGUUGUGUGAAAUAUGAGCUGUGCACUUUUUUUCUUUGAUAAAUCAUCAUUUGCUAGACAUGAGCUUCAAAGUAAAUAUAGAAAUGUUUGCAUAAUGUAAAGCUAGGGUGGGGGAGGAAUAUAUUGGCAUUUACCCCCUCCCCUUGUAGUUGGGGCUGUGGACUUGGGGGCGGUAGCAUAAUGUGAUUAAAAAUAUCUAGCGUGUACUAAAGGGCGGAAAUUACGAAAGGGAGCUGAGAUCAAAGCUAUUGUAUGAAGGCGAGUAACUGGGUGAAAAGGGACAGGUAGAAUUCAUCCAUUGAAGCGUAUCAAGAGCCCUGUCUGCAUGUCUUUGCACAAGGCACGUUAUGCAGCACGGCAGAUGGAUUUUCUUUUUGUGGAUUGUCAGCAUGUUAUGUGGCCUUUUACAGUGUGUAAUGAAAACCAAUUCUUUCCAUGUAAACAUCCAAACUGCAGAUUCAGAAAAGGGAGAGAAAAAUGUUAGCGUGCCAAGAAAGCCAGCCUCUCAAUUUUCCAUGCAAUGACGCAAAUCUUUAAAUAACUUUUCAUUAUUUUACAAAAAAAAAUCGAAACCUGGUUCAGUUACCAUAUAAAUACAUGAACAGAACAGUGGGGGGUGCUGGAUUGGUCUACGCUCUGUAAUUUUGGUGGUGAUGUGAGAGAAAAUCGAUGAUGAAUAGUUAGGUAUUCGAAGUUCUGGUUUAACGCGACGUGUAAAUAUAAUCUCGGGGUUUAUUUUUUACGCUGCAAUACUGUAUAAUCUCCUGUUCGUAGUGAGCGAGGGUCCGAUCUUUGCAUCAUCAAAAAGAGAAUGGAUACAACGAUUUCUCCACCUCCAUAACAACGCUGGAGCUAAUUAUGCAUUCCGAAAGGCUGGCGUGUCAAAUUACCUUUUCAUAUCUGCAACAGGUUUAGAAGCAGUUAAAACCUCAUAUAUCGCGUUUUUGGGAAGGGGUGGUUGGUAUUUAGGAUAAUAGUUUGUAACCACGCUGUUAGUGCUCAGAUCAGGUUACAAUGUUAUUGCUCAGGUAGAUAAUUAUUCAUUACAGUGUUGAAACCGAAAUUAAACAUUUUUAGUGACUUUUUUAGAGUUCUGCCCCUCCCUCCUCCUCCUAACGUACGUGCAACUGUCUCCCUCAUAUUAUUUGCCUUUUGAAACUCAUUACUUGACGCGGCUUCUAGAAAGCAGAAUCAAAAAACAUCACAGAUCCCGUGACACUUCUCAGCAAUUCUAGCUCCCCCUCCCUCUCUCUGUAUGCUAAGCAGCUGAAAACUAUUAGCUCACGAAGGGUGGAAUUAACGCCAGUGUUAGCAUUUCUGUUCGCUUUUGUUUAUCAUUGCGCGUCCGUUUUGCUCAAAGCGAGCCACAAGUCCCGUUUUCUCUGCACGAACCUGUUGGAUGGAUGAAGUUGUUGCUGUAUCGGAGAAAGUCGUUGUGAAGUUGGAUGACCUGAUGAAAUGGGCGUGCUCAGAUUUCGGCACAUGGACACGGGGCCUGGGGGCUGUGUCACUGAAACCGUCGAUGAGAAAGGAACUGGGUAUGAAUGGACAAAAAGAAGCCUUGAAUCAGUAUCGGCAUUGCACCCUGAACAGUGGCCUCAAUUUCAAGGAUGUGUUAAAAGAAAAGGCUGAUCUUGAUGCUGAUGAUGAUGGUGGUGAUGUUGAUGGCACCAAAAUCAUUGUCCUCAGUUACCCCCAGUACUGCCGCUAUCGGACUAUGCUGAAGAGAAUUCAAAACCGAUCGUCGUCUUGGCUGGUCAAUGAAUUUGUAAUGGCCCUGGGUGGCAUUGCGAUAUUAAAUGGAAGUACCCGGAUCCUCUACUGCCGUGACACAUUUGAUCAUCCGACUCUGAUUGAAAAUGAGAGCGUUUGCGAUGAGUUUGCACCAAAUCUCAAAGGGCGCCCACGGAAGAAGAAACCCCCCUCCCAGAAGCGGGACACCCAAGCUCUGAAUGGCCUGAGAGAUUCCAACGAGGAUUCGGAUGGAAAAGCCAGUGCCAAAGCAAAAUGUGAGCCCAAAGCCACGAUGGUGAAACCCAAGAAUAACAGCAGCAACUGCAAAAAUCCCCCGGCUGAUGAGAAAUCCGAGGUUGCAGCUGAUGAAGAAUGCAGAGCUGAGGAGCAAACAUUCCUCGUCACACUUUACAAAUACAUGAAGGAAAGAAAUACGCCAAUAGAACGGAUACCGUACCUCGGAUUUAAACAGAUUAACCUUUGGACCAUGUUUCAAGCAGCUCAAACUCUCGGAGGAUAUGAAGCGAUAACUGCUCGUCGACAGUGGAAGCAGAUAUAUGAUGAAUUGGGCGGCAAUCCUGGCAGUACCAGUGCAGCAACGUGUACUCGCAGGCAUUAUGAAAGGCUGAUCUUGCCAUAUGAAAGAUAUAUCAAAGGGGAGGAGGACAAGCCUUUGCCUCCAGUCAAGCCUCGGAAGCAAGAGAGCAGCCCUCCUGAGAGCGAGAGCAAGGUGAGGGCAGCUGCAACCAAACGGAAGACAGAACCAAAUCGAAAAGUGAAAAGAGAACGAGACGUUGUUCAGAAAGUGAAAGAGUGUUCUGAGGCAAUUGCAGCCACAGAGAGCAGCCAAGAGAUGGACAAAUGGAGAGCAGACGUGGCCUUGCCAAGGGAUGGAGUGGUAACACAGACUGAGACUGGAGAGAAGGACCAGGACAGGUGUGAUAUCUCCGAAGGUUCAGACAGCAGAGGGACCCAGGCCAAGGACAAAGUCAGCAAGGCAAACAGUGACCAGUCAAACAGAAAGGAGGCUGAGCUGCUAUCUUUGCACAAGGGCCUUACAGCCCAUUUGAUAGAUGUGACAGCACAGAGCCAGGCAGAAAGCAAGGCCAGCUUGGCAUCCUGUCAGGAUCACGAGUCGCCGCAACAGCCAAUGGACAGGCCGGCAAACGACGUCCAGGAGAAAGUCGCUGGAACGGUAGCCAUGACGGAGAAAGAUACGGAGAAAGGAUACCUGUCUGAUCAGGGUUCAAACGUGGUGUCGCCAGGAGCUGCCAACAGCUCCAUUCAUUCUGAUCAGUCACCAAAGGAUGAGGUUGAGAAUUGGGCGGGGGGCAUCCAAUCAGAGAGCAUACAGAGAAUGCCACCUGGGCAGGUGGGGAAGGGUAACCUGAAUCCUUUGCCUGGGCCCCUCAAAGAUAAGGAGGAGCUGCUUGUUACAACAAAAACUGAGGCUUGCCCCAGCUAUCUGCCCCUGGUCUACUCCAGGGGUCACCCUGGCAUCAUGUCACCACUCGCCAAGAAGAAGUUCUUGUCUCAGGUCAGCGGGGGUUUGCCCAAUAACAAUCCAAUUGGAGCCCCACCUCCGCUGAUUAGUACUAAAAAAUGUGGUGAGGAUGGUGAAGAAAUGGUUACAGCGGAGAGUAAUUUUUUACAAGGCUCCACGCCAGAACAGUUGGCUAUCAAUCGACCUUCUGUGAUUCAACAUGCACAUAGUUUUCAAAAGAGAAAUACUGAUGAGCGAGGGGGGACAUUGAAACAUGAUGGUUUGAAUAAAUUGUCUGAUUCUGAGGCAGCUUAUCUUUCGAAGCAUCACCUUAAUUGCUCAGAAUCAUUCAAAAGCUGCGCUUCUUACCCUUUCACCGCUGAUACUAUAGACAAUGAAAAUAAAGGUUCUGAGAAGAAAGGUUGCCAACCAUCACAAGUGUCAAGUUUUCUAGCAGACUUCUACUCCUCCCCCCACCUACACAAUCUUUACAGACACACAGAACAUCAUCUUGUUAAUGACCACACAUCAAAAUACCUGAACACGGUCAUGAAGGAUAAAGGUUCUUCGUUUGUGCAGAAUAAAAACCAGGAUGCUGUCUAUUUAAGGCAUCUUUCAACACUGCACCGGUCAGAAAAGAAAUGUGCAGUGAAACCUCCUACAGAAGAGCAGCCCACUGACUUGAGUCUUCCAAAGUUAAAGAAAACGCUACCCAAGAGCUCAUUAAACAGUGUCAUUCAUUUACCAUCGCCACUAGACAUCAAGAGCACAACAGCAAGUACACAGCCAGCCCACACUGACUGCAAUCCCAAAGCUUGCCGUGUCCCUCCAAUGCCAAUACCGACCAGCACCAACAGUGGUGAAGUUGCCCUGCCCCCCUCAACAAAGCUGGAGGAAGCGGUCAGACCGGCGAUCAGCUCCAAAGGAGGUUCACAGAUCAUUGGAAGCUCUAAACCCAUCAAGAGGAACCGAGAGGGCAUGGACAAUGGCAGCAGCCAGAGCCCAGACAAAAAACUCCGGGCUGUCUCCCCCAUGCCACUGGCAAAGGAGCUGGCCUUGAGGGAAAAGCCAUCUGACUUGGAAGGGGAGAGCAGCAAAAACCAGGGUCCCGGGAUUAUCCUAGAGGGCCACAAGUUUCCAUUGCCGACCCCGAUAUUCCCAGGCGUGUAUCCUGGAGCCUUUGUAUCUCAGGUUCAAGAUAUGUGCGAUGGCCUGGGCUCAGCAUUUCCAGUUGACUAUGCCCAUCCUUUACAAUACUUGAAGAAUCAGGCUGUGCUGUCUCCACUCAUGCAACCAUUGGCCAUCCAUUCCUUCAUGAUUCCGGCGAUGCAGAGACAGAUCCUUGCUUCAACCGGUGCCUCCCCACAACUGUAUAGACAUCUAUCCGCAGCUGCUGCCCCAGUCGCAGCGUCAUAUGGAGAUCUUUUGCACCAUAGCCUUUAUCCUUUAGCUUCUCUGAACCCACAGGUCGCCUAUUCCACAUCACCAAUAUCUUCUCUACAUCCCAGCACAAAAUUAUAAGCAUUUUAAUUCUGUGAACAUUUCAUGAAAUCAAGAUGUAGCGUAACAGCCUGAUGUUUCAUGUUACAUCGUAAGACUUUGUGAUUGCAAACUACCAGCAACUGGUUUAUGUAUUUCUUGCAUUCACUUUGAGAUGUCCUUUUCAUCUACAAAUUAAGAUUUGUGGGGUUUUUUAUUACAUUGAAUGCAAAGUAAUUUGUUCUUGUACAUAGAAUUUUUUUGGCUGCAGCCUAACACUAUCACUUGCAAUAUCAACACGUUAAAAGGCUGUAAAUAUUCACUACAAACAUUUACAUCUAAAUUAAUUUAUGCAACUGUAGUCAAGUUUUACUUCCAGCUUAUGUUGUUUUGGUGUGCGUUUCUCACAGUCUUGGUUGAUGGAUGUGUUGAAUAUUAUGUUCUUGUUCCAGAACAGGAUAGCUGUAAUAACUACAGGAAGUUCUCUGCAGCUGUAAAUGUCUGUUUGGAUUCUUUUGAAUCCUUUCCGUAGAACGCAUAUGUGGUGGUUAAUUUCUGUACUAUGUAAUAGUGCACCACUAGGCUUUUUUGUUUGUUGACUUUUUUUGGACAUAAUUACUGCUCUUGCAGUUGUUAGGAGCUUGACUUUCACCGAUUUAAAAGCAGAAUCAUUUAGAGUUUUAAAGUAAAAACUUUUAAGUUUUACUACUUAAAAGAAUAAAAUAACUAACUCAAGAAAC